Molecule: messenger RNA, 2916 nt
Organism: Heterotrigona itama
Lineage: Eukaryota; Metazoa; Arthropoda; Insecta; Hymenoptera; Apidae
Source: the annotation of a GenBank genome assembly
AUAGUUUCUCCUAGUACUCACCAGAGUGCAUUACGGUUCCAUUCCUUUCGUUUCAUCAUGGCGGUGAGUGUAGAAUCGUUAUUUUAAAAAUAAAUUUUAUAAUCUUUAAAUAUCAAAAACAUCGUAUUUGAAAGAAAGAUUUUUUAUAUAUUAUAAACAAAUAUUUAUUAUUAACUUAACAUUGAUAAAUUUAUUUCUUGUUAAUAUCUUAAUUUAUAAAGUUUCUAUGACAGAUGAGAUUUAUGUUCAGCAUGUAUUGCGAAUAUAACCUAAAUUUCAUGUUUAUAAAACUUGAAAUAUGUAAAAUAGUUCUUCAUACAUGUUAGUUUAAGAAAUUAAUAUGAAAAGGUUAAAUAUUUUAAUAUUGUAAUUUAUUGUUAUAAAAUAAAACAAUAUUUUGAAUGUUUUUUAAUGUUUAUAUAAAGUAAUUGAAAUAUGCAUUUUUCAUUAAAAAAAGCAUGUUGGCAAAUUAUUUGUUCUUAUUUAUAGGAAUUGAAGAAAGUGGAAAAGAAAGGGAGAAAGGAGCCAAAGGAUGCAGCCAAGAAUGUGAUGCGUGAAGUACGCAUUCGUAAACUUUGUUUAAACAUUUGUGUCGGUGAAUCUGGUGAUAGACUCACCCGUGCUGCAAAGGUACUGGAACAAUUAACUGGACAGCAACCUGUCUUUUCCAAAGCAAGAUAUACUGUGCGUUCAUUUGGUAUUCGCCGUAAUGAAAAAAUUGCAGUGCAUUGUACAGUACGAGGUGCUAAAGCAGAAGAAAUUCUUGAACGUGGAUUGAAGGUGCGAGAAUAUGAAUUAAGGAAAGAAAAUUUCUCUGGCACUGGAAACUUUGGUUUUGGUAUUCAAGAACAUAUUGACUUGGGGAUUAAGUAUGAUCCCAGUAUUGGUAUUUAUGGCUUGGAUUUCUAUGUUGUACUUGGACGACCAGGUUUCAAUGUAGCUCACAGAAGAAGAAAAACUGGAAAAGUCGGUUUUCAACAUCGACUUACCAAAGAAGAUGCAAUGAAAUGGUUCCAACAGAAAUAUGAUGGUAUUAUUAUAGCUGGAAAGAAGUAAUAUACACAUUUUGUAUUUUACAGUUCUUUCAUAAAAAUUUUAAAAAUAAAUUAUCUGUGUAAUAAUUUUAACAUCUUCAUUACAUAUUUCAAUACUACAAAAGGUAUAUAUUUUUGAAAUUUUUUUUUAUAUUCAAUUUUAUAAUUAAUAUUUUACAAUAAUAUUAUAAAAAUAUUAGAACCAGAAUUUCAUAAAUUAUAUUAAGUCAUCGACUAAGUUAUGCGAAUUUUUUACUAUAUUAAUCUCUUAGUUACUGAACGUUACUAUAAUGGCGUUCACAUGUCAUCUUUUUGAACGGUACGCUACUAUAGUACUCACUUGUUUCCCACUUGAAAAGAGCAGUAUACAACACUAAUCUUUUAUGGUUUUUUUAAAUUCUAUGGAAAAAGAUCUUCAAUUUAUUCAUUCUAAUUUCUAAUUUCAAUUUUAAUAUGUUGAAAGUUUAUUCUAGCGUGAUUACGUAAUAUAAAGCACCGUCGGAUAUAAAUUUUAUUAUUACAUUCUUUUUUGCAUCGCAUCAAAUACAGAAGUAUAGCUUUGCUAAAAACACAUCGUAGCAAAAAACUGAAGAGAUUAAAAUAAUACCAAUGAUAAUACUGUUUUUUUUCGAUCAAAAUAAUGAUCACGAGAAUAGUUUUUUUUACUAUUUCACAGAAUUUUUGAUUUUAUCAAAUUUUUAAGUCCUUUUAUAUAGAACGAAAUAGAUGAUAAUAUGAAAGAGCAGUAUCUAAAGAAUAAACAAUGAAAAAAAUGAAAAAAAUUGUUUCAUUGCAGCUGUGAUAGUUUUGUAAAUAAAUUCCUCUUUACAUUUUUAAAAAUAAAAAUUGAUAUUAAAUCUACAAAUAUAUCGUAUAAACUAGCAUAUUCUACAAUCUAUAAGCAAUCCAAAGAAUUUAAUUACUAUAUUAUUCUACUAUUCUUCUAUUCAAUUAUUAACUUUAUUGUUAACUAUUAAUUUUCUUCAAAAUCUUCAAUAAUAGUUCUUACAAUGAAAAAGGAUAGGUUAUAACAAAUGCUUAUAUGCUAAUAAGUUAGAAUCUUAUUACAUUUUAUUAAUAACCAUUAUAUCAUAUCACCAGUAUGUUACAUAUACAAGUAAAAUAUUUUGACAUAAAUGUUUCCAUGAAGAAGAUAAUUUAAGAAUAUUUUAUACACAAUCAACACUUUUAAUAAUUAAUUCAUUUUAGAGUCACUUGGGGAAAAAAUAUUAAUAGUAAAUAUUAAUAGUGUACAGAUGUAGAAAUACAGAAGGCGUUGUAUUAGUAUAUAUAUUAAUUAUAAUUCUAUGUAUUAUUUUUUACAUAUGAUUUAUUUCUUGCUGUUACUUACAAAAAAUUAUGAGUAAAAAAACUAAUAUGGAACUGAAUCUUUAUUAAAUAUCUUGACUCAAACUUGCAUUUAAUGUCCCCUUAACUUUAAAUGAAUUUUAAAAAGGAACUUCAUAGUUAUAGUUGUGUAUAUCUUUCAUAAUAAAGAUGCUAUUUAGAAAUAUAAAUACAUUCUUUGAAAUUACACGUAUCAUUCUUUUAUUACACGCUUCCUUUUCUAACUUCAAAUUUUAUUAUUUUUUAUUUUUUGUGAUAUGCAUGAAAUAUAUUAGAUUCGAAAAUAAGUAAUGAAAAUAUAUAAAUAAAAUGUAUGUUCACUCACAUUAUAAACAUAUUUUAAAUAUAUUUUCAAAAAUAGAAAUCAAAAUUUAAUGUUUGAUUUAGUUAUAUUUUAUUUUUAUCUUUGACAACUCUCUUUAAAAUAAAAGUACUGGAAAAUUAGUGUUAUAUUAAUUUAAUUUAAAUUAAUAAUAUAAAUUUAUUACUAUAUUUAUUUAUAGUAGUUUUAACUCAAAUGCAAACAAAUAUAUAA